Messenger RNA from Branchiostoma belcheri (Belcher's lancelet), 1485 nucleotides. Its product is annotated as 2-oxoisovalerate dehydrogenase subunit alpha, mitochondrial-like. NCBI's taxonomy places the organism in Eukaryota, Metazoa, Chordata, Leptocardii, Amphioxiformes, Branchiostomatidae. Gene Ontology annotation, biological process: branched-chain amino acid catabolic process. The transcript is spliced from 9 exons. Gene Ontology annotation, molecular function: oxidoreductase activity, acting on the aldehyde or oxo group of donors, disulfide as acceptor. The coding region runs from base 23 to 1360 and encodes 445 amino acids. The record is from RefSeq and is a predicted model, not a curated record.
CCGACAAUGCUCAGAAAGAAACAUGGUUGGUGCAAGUAGAGUGAUAUGGGCUGUCGGAAAAUCGUUAACAACCAGAGCCAUAAAGCCAUCUUCUUUGUCAGUUAUACAAGCACCUUACAGAUACGCAAACAAGUUACAAAGCACCUAUACGGCGAGUUUUGAUGACGACAAGCCCCAGUUUCCAGGGACAGGUACAAAGGUCAGAUUCACUGAGAAACUUGACUUUCUCCUGCCCGACGCUUCACCGGCCAUUCCCGUCUACAGGGUCAUCGACCGACAGGGCGAAAUAUUGGAUCCAGCGCAGAAGCCUGAGCUUCCUGAAGAUGUAGUUCUAGACAUCUACCGCAAGAUGGUGUUGUUGAACACCCUUGACACGAUCAUGUUGAACGUCCAGCGACAAGGGAGAAUCACGUUCUACAUGACGAGUUAUGGAGAGGAGGGUACACACAUGGGCAGCGCUGACGUCAUCUUCGGGCAGUACAGGGAAGCAGGAGUGUUCCUCUGGAGAGGUUUCACGUUAGACGACAUGAUGAACCAGUGUUUCAGUACGCACCAGGACGUCCACAAGGGGAGAAUGGUCCCCAUCAACUACGGCUCGCGCGACAUCAACUUCGUCUCUAUGUCCUCACCCCUGGCCACGCAAAUACCACAGGCUGCCGGAGCAGCCUACGCGAUGAGGAUGUCGGGAAGGUCCCUGUGCGUGACGUGUUACUUCGGAGAUGGCGCCUCCAGUGAAGGAGACACCCAUGCCGGGUUUAACUUUGCUGCUACACUCGACUGUCCUCUCCUAUUCUUCUGUCGCAACAACGGAUAUGCGAUUUCUACGCCAACGUCGGAACAGUACAGGGGAGAUGGAGUAGCAUCUCGGGCCGCCGGAUACGGGAUCUCAGCUAUCCGGGUUGACGGAAAUGACGUAUUUGCAGUGUACAACGUCACCAAGGCGGCCAGGGAGGUCUGCAUCAAGGAGAGCAAACCUGUACUCAUAGAGGCCAUGACAUACAGAAUUGGAGACCACAGUACGAGCGAUGACAGCACCACCUACCGGACGUCAGACGAAGUGCACCAGUUCAAACGGGACAGUCCGAUAACCCGACUCAACAGUUACCUCGUCAAGAAUGGACUGUGGGACACGGACAAGGAGACUGCCUACAGGGAAGAGGCUAAAAACAAGGUGCUGGAGGCGUUUGAGCGCGCUAAGGAUCGGAAGAAGCCGCCGAUCUCCGCCCUGUUGACGGACGUGUACGACAGCAUGCCUGCACACCUGGAGCGACAGGCGGCGCACAUGAGACGUCACGUGAACAGAUACAGCGAACACUACCCCGUACAGGACUUUCUUGAUGAAGACAGUACCGGGCGAUGACGUAAAACACUGUGUGAUGUUCUUGACUCAUUUUUUCUUUAUUUUGACACGCAUAUAGUGACGUGUUACUGUCAACACAUCAACCAGCCACACGUCGCCCUUUAACUACGCUCCAACUCCGUUUU